ACCAGGGGCUAAGGGAAUCUGACGUUCUUGUCUGACAGGCCAGUAGGGGCUCUCACUGGGACAAAAGGUUGUAUCCGAGGAGUUCCUUUAAAAACCCAGGAAGGAGUGACAACGGCACUCUUUUCCAGCAUCAUACAGAAGGUCAUUCUUCAUUAAUCUGGAAGAUUAUUUCUUUCAAAACAGACCGUAGUCAGCGCUCUGUCAUUUCUCUUUGUGAUACAGCCGUAUCAGUGUACACUAUUUUUUUACAUCCAUACUGUCCGUUCCGAGAACCAAGUAUUUUUAUUUACAUCACACUGAAGGGGAAAAAAAAGUUGUAUCUUUAAGGACAAACUACAAAUGUGUAGUUUACACGCCUUACAUAUGAGGAGAGACGCUUUAUAGGGAAUUUCUAAAUGCAAAAAUUCUAAAAAAAAAACUAUACAAACAAAACCACAUUUAUCACACCUGCUUCUUGAUAUAUUUUUCCCUUCGAAACUUGUUCAGGAGGCUGCCAGUUGUCCGCGAAAGCACAUGCGUUUCCUUGGAGCACCACCUGAAGAGAUGGAAGAGCGACUUUCUCCUUCAGGUAGUUUAGUACGAAGUCCCGGGAACACUUCGAGAAUCCACAGUAUUGAAGCAAUUUUGGGAUUUACUAAAGAUGAACAUAUCCUUCACCCGGCGUUUUCCUCAAACGGGACGACAAGACUUGGAAAAGAUACCGAACGGAAUAGCUCCAGGAGUUGCUGUAACAAGAUGUCCCCUCUCAAGAAAGAGCAAGAUUCUAAAAGUUUUGAAAAUGUGUAUUGCACAAGUAGUUCGGGACCUUCAAUCAGUCCCGAUCUACCAGAAAACGAGAGCAAGCUGUCUGAUGAGGACCAUCCGAAGAAAAAGCACCGGCGGAACAGGACUACAUUUACAACUUUUCAGCUACAUGAGUUAGAGCGAGCCUUCGAGAAGUCCCACUAUCCCGAUGUGUACAGCAGAGAGGAGCUGGCGCUCAAAGUAAACCUGCCUGAAGUUCGAGUUCAGGUAUGGUUUCAGAACAGAAGAGCCAAAUGGAGACGGCAGGAGAAACUGGAGGUCAGCUCAAUGAAACUUCAAGAUUCCCCCAUGCUCUCUUUCAGCAGGUCCCCUCAACAAUCCCUGAACAACCUCAGCAGCAGCCUACCUCUGGAGCCCUGGCUGACACCCCCUAUCUCCACAUCCGCCACUCUCCAGUCUCUACCAGGCUUCAUGCCUACACCUCAGGGGCUCUCAAACAGCUACACCCCUCCACCUUUCCUCAAUUCGACAGCCAUUGGACACAGCCUUCCACACAUGGCUGCCAUGUGCCCACCACCCCCGUAUCAGUGUGGAGGCUCUCCAUUCAUUGACAAAUUCCCUUUGGAGGACUCUGAUCCGAGAAACUCUAGCAUUGCCUCCCUGCGGAUGAAGGCAAAGGAGCACAUUCAAUCAAUUGGAAAAACAUGGUAGGGCUGUAAGAGCUAUUGUCCUCUGUAUGAAACUCACCACAUUUGCUGUGUAAUAAGUGCCAUCGGGAAGCAAAAUGGUCAUGAUUCCAGAAUCCAUAAGCCCUUUUUAAAUGGGUGAAAGCUUAAAUCCUUUUGUCUUUUUAAUGGUUAUUUUGAGAACAAAGCAAAAGUCUGUUUUGAGCUCAGACUCAUUGUUUAGAUUUAAUCUAAAGAAAGCUAUUUAUGUUUGUUUGUCAAUAUGACUAUCAUUAAUCAAAAACUGAACGUAAACGUGAAAUUCUACUGAAAUUCUUUCACAGAUAUUGUAAAGUUCUGUUAAGCACACAUACAGUAGGUGUCUUAUUUUAUACUUUUUUUCUAUGUGCACCCCAGAACAUUUUUUAAUGUAGAAACACAGAUGUUUAUUAAAUGCGUCCUUCAUUAAAGGUUUCUACAGUUUUUUUUUUCUAUUGCUGUGUGUGGGAGGAUGUUUAAAAUUUACUUAAGCCAAUAGUUCUGAGUAGUAAAUGUUAUUUUUAUACUAUACUUUAUAAAUAUAAAGGAAAUCAUUCUGACACAACCCUUGUAUUUCAACAAUGAAUUCAUUUGACAGAACAGAGUACCUUUUAUUACAGCUAAUCAAUUGAUACUCUGCAACAUCACAAAACAGUUGCAGUUUGGUAAAGACAUCUGCAAGUACAUAUACUCCAGGGGAUGUUGUCAAAGCAUUCUUUACAAUGUUUUCACAGCUACAAUUUAGCAUUAACACAAUGGUAUUGUAAAGAUCACUUGUCAUCCUGAAAUCAUCACUGCAAUUCUAUGUCUGAUUGUCUCACUUAACCAAAGCAGACUCCUGCUGUGUCAUUUUACAAACCUUGGUCAAACGUUUUGUCCAUGAUAAGAAAACCACAGGAUAUUACAGGUAUGGAAAGUUCUCCUUCUCCUUUUUCUGUCUUACAGAUGACCAACUAUAAAAUAAAUGCAAUAAUGUUCAGAAAAAUUCCAAGUGGCAGGUGUGAUGCCAAAAUAUCAAUGUUCAUGUUUUUGUCAAAGAUUGAAGGGGAACAAAUAGCAUUUCGUUUGGUCCAGAUUUUGUUUUGUUGCUUCUGAAGAUGUCCAUUGUUGAAAUAUUGAAAUAUAAAACUGGAUCUGUUUACAUUUUUUUUUAAAAUAACUCAGUUCGUUUUCUAAACCAGGCCAAUCAGAAAUGUCAAGUGUGCUGUAUGGUUGAGCAGACCAUAGUAAUAUUCUCCCUUCUUCAAAUUGAGGCUUUUGAAAACAUUCCCUUCUAUACUGAUGUACAAAGAAAUCCAAUAAUGGGGUCUAAUGGAUUUCUUCACAUAACAAAGGUAUCAAACAGAGCCAUACAAUUUGUAACAAAAGAUUAAAAAAACGGGUUAACAUCUGAGUAUGAAACAUGGGACACUGUCAAAAUGACAAAGACAAAACUACAAAUUUAGAGUUGGGUAUGACCUCCAUAAGCAUUUACAAACUCCUGGCAGCACUGGCACAUAAGCCUCAGAAAUCUCUAUAUGUAGUUCUGUGGGAUGUUCUGCUACUUGUCCUGUGCAGGCACAAUCAACAGAUGAUGGUUGGUUUCAGUUGACUUCUGUUAAUGGUAUUAGUAAGUUGGACCCACAGAUGUUCUAUUGGUCUUUUGGUCUUUAGAAAAGUCAGGACACAGCAAGAUGUCUGUAAUCCUGAAAUGUUUACAAUUUUUCACCGUGAUUCUAAUACUGUGUGGUGAUUCUUUGACCUUUUUGAAAGUUGAUGCUACUUGGUUGGCUUGGAAUAACAAGAUAUUUGCCACACCAGUCUCACCAUUGAUGACAUUCACUAAUUCCAAAGCCCAUAUACAUAUACAUAUACAUAUA
Messenger RNA from Lepisosteus oculatus (spotted gar), 3307 nucleotides. It is a transcript of the gene rax, whose product is annotated as retinal homeobox gene 3. Gene Ontology annotation, molecular function: DNA-binding transcription factor activity, RNA polymerase II-specific; RNA polymerase II cis-regulatory region sequence-specific DNA binding. Gene Ontology annotation, biological process: positive regulation of transcription by RNA polymerase II. The record is from RefSeq and is a predicted model, not a curated record. NCBI's taxonomy places the organism in Eukaryota, Metazoa, Chordata, Actinopteri, Semionotiformes, Lepisosteidae.